GGAGCCUGAAGGCAGCAUGACGUCAAACUGUUGCGACCCACGUGUGAGUGUAGUGAGGUGGAGAGAUGGCUGCGGACAGGGUACAGUUUCAUGAAAUGGGCUUAGACGACCGUCUUUUAAAGGCGGUUGCUGACCUGGGUUGGUCCCAGCCGACCCUGAUCCAGGAGAAAGCGAUCCCUUUAGCUCUGGAGGGGAAAGACCUGCUGGCUCGAGCCCGGACCGGAUCAGGAAAGACAGCUGCUUAUGCUGUCCCUGUCAUCCAGCGAAUCCUGGCCUCCAAACAGAGCGUUCGUGAGCAGGAUGUGCGAGCUCUGAUUCUGGUACCGACCAAAGAGCUGGGCCAGCAGGUCCAGGUGAUGGUCAGACAGCUGACGGCGUUCUGCUCGAGGGACGUCCGAGUGGCUGACAUCUCUGGGAAAGCUGAUCUGUCAGCACAGAGGCCAAUCUUAAUGGAGAAACCUGACAUAGUCGUCGGGACGCCUUCUCGUGUUCUCGCCCAUCUGAACGCCCAGAACCUGUUUCUGCACUCGUCACUGGAGAUGCUGGUCGUAGAUGAAGCCGACCUGCUCUUCUCUUUUGGCUUUGAGGCUGAUCUGAAAAACUUGUUGUGUCAUCUACCAAAGAUCUACCAGUCGUUCCUGAUGUCAGCUACUUUCACUGAGGAUGUUCAGGCCUUGAAGGAGCUUCUGCUGCACAACCCGGUGAUCCUGAAGCUGCAGGGCUCUCAGCUGCCCGACAGCAGCCAGCUGCAGCAGUACAGCAUCAAGUGUGAGGAGGAGGAUAAGUUUCUGCUGAUCUACACGCUGCUGAGGCUACGGCUGGUUCAGGGGAAGACGCUGGUGUUUGUGGGAUCCGUGGAGAGAAGCUACAGACUCAAACUGUUCCUGGAGCAGUUCGGGAUCCCUGCCUGUGUGCUAAACUCUGAGCUACCCGUCCACUCCAGGUGUCACAUCAUCACUCAGUUCAAUCAAGGUUUUUACGACUACAUCAUUGCCACAGACGAGCAGAGUUUAGUCGACCCCACUGCAGCUCCACAGACGUCUGCAGGCAAAGGGAAGAAGAAGAAGAGCGCAGAGAAAGGAGGAAAGACAAAAGACAAAGAGUUUGGCGUCUCCAGAGGAGUCGACUUCCAAAAUGUUUCCAGUGUCCUCAACUUUGAUUUUCCCCCGACAGUAGAAUCGUACAUCCAUCGAGUAGGAAGGACGGCCAGAGCUGAUAACCCCGGCACCGCUCUCUCCUUCAUCUCCCACACAGAGCUGGGUUUGCUGUCGGAGGUGGAGGAGGCUCUCACAGGAGAGAAUUCAGAAUCUGUCCUGAAACCGUACAAGUUUAAGAUGGAUGAGAUUGAAGGCUUCAGGUACCGGUGCAGGGAUGCGAUGCGUUCAGUGACGAAGCAGGCAGUGAGGGAGGCCAGACUGAAGGAGAUCAAACAGGAGCUGCUCAACUCGGAAAAACUCAAGACUUAUUUUGAGGAUAACCCCAGAGAUCUUCAGCUGCUCAGACACGACAAAGAUCUUCAUCCUGCGGUCAUCAAACCUCACCUGAAGAACGUCCCCGAGUAUCUCAUUCCAACCACUCUGAGAGGUACGGUGAAUCCUCUGUUAGCUCGGAGGAAGAGGAAGAGGAUUAUCAAGUCAAAAGUAGAGGGAGCUAUGAAGAGCGGCUUCAAGAAGAACAUGAAGGGGAAGAACCCGCUGAGGAGUUUCAAAUACAGCGGAGGGAGGAACAGAAAAGAGAAAACAGGACAGUCGUAACUUCAGCAGCAGAAACUCUGGAUGUUAAAAGUGUACAGAGACUCUUCAGGAGGACGAUUCAGUCUCCAUUUAUGACUCAAACGGGACGAACAAAACCUGAACGGACUCUGGAUUUAACGCGCUGUUGAAGCUAAAUGGACCACGGACUAAACAGAGCUUAAACUUGGACUCUGAACUUUGCAGUGAGAGGAAAAGUCAGACUGCAGCGGUCUGAUUUAACCAAAACAACCAUGAAUGACCACCACACGUUGGCUGAG
This is a messenger RNA of Cheilinus undulatus (humphead wrasse), 2011 nucleotides long. It is a transcript of the gene ddx56, whose product is annotated as DEAD (Asp-Glu-Ala-Asp) box helicase 56. Bases 66 to 1754 code for a protein of 562 amino acids. The record is from RefSeq and is a predicted model, not a curated record. NCBI's taxonomy places the organism in Eukaryota, Metazoa, Chordata, Actinopteri, Labriformes, Labridae. The transcript is spliced from 14 exons. Gene Ontology annotation, molecular function: nucleic acid binding; RNA helicase activity; ATP binding. Gene Ontology annotation, cellular component: nucleolus.